Molecule: messenger RNA, 7451 nt
Organism: Dermacentor silvarum
Lineage: Eukaryota; Metazoa; Arthropoda; Arachnida; Ixodida; Ixodidae
Product: collagen alpha-1(VII) chain-like
Cellular component (GO): extracellular matrix
Source: RefSeq, a predicted model, not a curated record
AAGCACCAGCAUGCGGGCGAGUGAAAGCAGGUUUGGGAAUUCCCGAUGCUCGACGAGCGCUCGGGCUGGCAUGGGCUGCUGCGUGCGUUCGUAGACGGCGCCGUCGCUUUCACUGCUACCCGUGGAUGCACGCUGGCUGCCGUCGCUGCGUCGUGUCUGUUGCAGGAGUUACGGGGGGGCGUCGACUGCGGAUGGACGCGUGCUGUUGCUGCUGUUUAGCCUGCGGACGUAGUUGAUUUGCCCGCGCGUCGCGCUUGGACGUCGAGAUCGACUCGCCUCCUGUCGGAUCGCCGAUCCACGUCGCGAAGAGGCAGCGAUGGACCGCCCAAGAGGCGUCCAGGUGGUUCGACUGCCCCAGCUUCUCAUCGCAGCAGCGCUGCUGUCGAUUGGAUUCUCGGAGACCGUCACGCAGCCCACCCAUGAGGACCUCCGCGAGAGCAUCAACUCUCCGAUGCCGUACGGCUUCAAGUACGAGGCGUACGGCGACGACGGCGGAGGCCACACGCGCGAGGAGUCGGCCGACGGCAGCGGCCGCGUGGUCGGCUCGUACACCAUCUUUAGCCCGGAGGGCUAUCUCAGGCGCGUCUUCUACGAGGCCGACGAGAACGGGUUCCGCGCCCGCGUCGAGACCAACGAACCAGGCACCAAGACGUCCAACCCGGCCGACGUCACCAUCGUGUCCACGGCCUCCGGCGGGCCAGUCGGCGGCGGACCAGUCGGCGGCGGUGGCGGUACCCGGGACACACCCCUGCCCGGUGCAGCCACAACGCGGCCCGUCAAGACCACGUCACCGGCUGCCGGGGGCACGACCAACGAAGUGCCUGAAACGACCACCGGUCUGCCUCCCGGAUACGUACUCCCUGAACGUUACCGACCCAACGCAUCCAGACGGCCCUCCGGCGCCGAACUGCUGACAUCGCGGAUCUUGACCUUAGACCAGCCAGUCGACGGGGACCAGGUCUACCCGGGACGCCCCGGGUUUGAGUCGGACACGAACGCCCUGAAUCCGCCACCGCCGGGCAUUCACACGGGAUCUCCACCUGCUGGAAUCGUGCCCGUAGGUCCCGUCCAGGUGACUCGUGUUCCAUCACGGCCUGGAGCGGCUCGGGGCCCCAGGCCUCGCCCUCACAUCAACUACGCGCCUUCUAAAGACGCUUUCGGGCAAUUCGAUGGUGGCGUCGCACAGAGUGGUGGGCCAUAUCGCCCUUCGUUCGAAGGAUCAUUUAGGAUACCAGCUGGUUCGACUGGCGGCAUAUUUUCACCUUCCCAAGUGGCGCCUAAAAGUGGCGUUUCCGGACCUCAAGAUCUUGGCCCAUCUGCAGGUCACGGUGGUGGGGUUGAAGACGGUAGCUCGGGUCUCGGCUCGAAGCCGGCUUUCCCCAACGCAGGCGCACCGCAAGGUGCAGGACCACAUGAUUUCGGACCCCGUAGGCCUUCGCCCAAAUACCCGGGCGUGUUCCGCGGAGAUUUCGGUACAGGACAGAGUGGGCCGUCUGGUCCAGCCUCUCAAGGCGGGGCCGGGCAACAAGGUCAGCCCCCCGCGCUCGGGGCUCCGCUGUUCACGCGCGUCACGCAAGACUCUGGAAAGUUCCCCGGGCGAGUAGACUAUGGCUCCCAGCCAGGAUUCUCCGGACCGGUUCAACCAGGGGUUCCAGGUGCGCCCGGCGUCUUCGCGGGACCGGCUGGGGGAGCAAGACCGUCUUUUGGUGGUAGAGCGCCCUUCGGAGGUCCACGCUUUGGUCCCGGUGGCAGCUUUGCAGGAGUUCCUGUAAACCAGUUUGGUGGUGACGAACCUGGUGAUGAGCGCUUCUAUGGCCCAGGACAACCAUCGUUUGCAGGUGGUCAAGUGAGCAACCAAGGAUCUCCACUUGGAGCAGGAGGUGUCAUUGGAGCUGAUGUUGAUGGUGGAAAUAGCGCCGACUCAAGUAACGAGGACGGAUUCGCACCAAACGACCCUCGGAGGCCAUUCCUCUUCAGGAACGAAGACGAACGACCGGCGACUCCCGUCGGUCCUUCGACUCGUGGUGGCGCUGGCCAGGAAGAUGGCGCGUAUGCCAUCCAGGCGGAUAACGGAAAAAUCCAGUCUGUUGACUUUCGUCCGGGCGGCAGGCCCUUCCGGCCUGCGGGUCCGGGCAACCGUGUUGCGGGCAACCGGGACAACGUACCGAGGGGACCUUUCCGGCGGCCAGGAUUCGGAGCUACCCGUCGCGACGACCCAUUCAGACCCUACAAGCCUCCUCCUCUUGAGAGCGGCCACCGGGAGCCCGUCUUUGUGCCUCAAAGCUUUUCUGGACCAGGCAGCCCGACCACUUCAUUCGACGGCAGGGACCCACAGCGCAUCGAUGGUUUCAGGUCUCCGCAGCAGAACCCAGGCUUCGGCGGGCCGAACUCUCCUGGUGGUUUCUCUGGGAACUAUCCUUACCGAAACACAUUUUCUUCCGGUGGCCGGCAGCCUCCAACCGGAGAGCAAGACCGGUACGCUGGAAGGCCGCAACAGCCUUUCUCUCCAUUCGCAAACAGAAGGCCCGUGUCACCCGUACCCGCUGUAGCCAAUGUGGCCAACUUCCCGAACCCCCGAAACCAUUUCGCUAAUCGGCUGUUUGAUCGCACUCCUGCCGGAACCCUGGGUCGACCGGUUGGACAUCCUCCCGGACUUAACCCUCCGUCUUUAGUUAGCAUGGAAGUCAUCCGUUACGGCCCACAGGGUCCGCAAGUUCACCAUUUCAACGGCAGUGCAUUGCCUGGCUCGUUCGUACCCCCAGAAAACCGGCAGUUUGGUGACCCGUUUAAACCGACGGGAGUUCCCGGCAGCCCUCAGAGAAUACCGUUUCUGGCUAACAGGCGUGUACCUCGACCUCCGUCGCCAACCAGAGGUAACGCGAACCGUGUCUUGUACAGCGAAGCGCCCCAGCAGGCGACUUUUCCGAGAAGACUAGGUGAACCAAAAGGCAAUGAAGAAGACUUUGGUGGUGCUUUCGAGGGUUUGAUCAGAGACGAGCGUCCAGACCUCUUGGAGCUCAAGCGACAGCAGAAGCCGUCUGGUUCUGCAUCAUCGCAGCCUGGGGGCAACCUUGACUUCCUGGACGAUCUGUUGCCGUUUUACGAGAAAGAUUUAGACAUUGGAAAUAAGGCGAAUAACGCCGCAAAUGGAGGAGACAGAAAGCCCAUAAUCCACCAGCCGAUAGUGCCGGAGCAUCGCGAUUUGCUUUGUGAUGACGACGACCCAAGAUUCUCGGACCCAAGACAACCUUCUCCUGACGGCCUUGUGAGAAGACCCGAAUGUAUAAAGACGCGUAAACAGGAAGGUGGUAGUUCCAGUGAAGGAGCGGAACCUGAUGGAAAAAAAGUUGAAGCGCCAGUCAACGCUGAUGAAGAAUUUUUGAAUUACAGGAAUCCGUUCUCCGGAGUUCUCCCUUCUCCUGACCGUGGCGUGCCAGAAAAGGUUGACAAGGACAGCAAGGAAUUCCAACGUCCAUUCCUAGAUAAGGACAAGAAAGUGGUUCCGGUCCUGAUUGAUCAAAAUCUACCUGCCACAGGCGUACUGGAUGGAACCAUUGCAGUCAACAGAAACGGACUUGGUCCUAGUACUGGUGCAUCUGACAUUCCGGAUAGGUCUCCUCCCGAACUCGGUGCUGGGAGCCCCGUUGAAGGAAGGCGAGCAUUUGGCAACAACGGAGUCUUUCGAACGAACUUUGGACCGUUUCCCGGUUCUUCCAAUGAGCAAUUCGGUCCUCGUGGGCCCGGUCCAGCGCAAGGCUUUGGCGGGCCAAGCACCGGAAAAGCUAGCCCGUUUGCCCCGCGACCUCAAGACGGAAACUUCCUAAGGUCGCCAAGUGGUCCGAACCGCGGCAUAAACGAUCUGAGAAAUGCUCAAGACCCUUUCAAUGGAAACUUCCAACCCUUUGGACAACAACCUUUCCAGCCAACACUGCCGCAGCAAACACUACGAUUUGGACAAAGAUUGAGCGGUGUGAGAAAUCCAAAUUCACUUGUUCCUUCUCAACGACCACCGAGAGUACAAACUCGGGUACAGCAGCAGCCAGAAAGCCGGAUUUUCUUCCCCCCGCCACCACUUCACCGAAAAGCCGUACUUUCUGCUCCAGAUGGUCCAGACAGCCCCGGGAGCUCGUUUAAUGGUCAGGUGCCCUUUAAUUCCCCUCAAAGUCAAGGCGGGUCUCGGUUAGGACAGCCAACAGUCGGAUUCGUCCAACCCCGUGCUGGAGGACUGGGACAUGUCGGAGCACCACAAUUCGGUUUCGUCGACUCGAGGCGGUUUCAACCAGGGGUAGGAACACAGCCUGGGAGAGACGUCGUCUCGGGAAGGGAAGACGCGGGCCCUGACGUGGAUACUAAGCCGCAGUUUGUAAACGAUGACAGUCCACCGCCAGCCUCGUUCAGCUUUUCAGAUGCUAAGAAGUCGCCCCUAGUUCCUAGUCGCCCGCCCCUGAGCGCCGGAAGAAGAAAGACGUUCAAGGGUUCAUCCGACGACACAGGCAAGAGAGGACAAGAACAAGUUGCGCCGGAAACGCCUGUGAGUGCACCAGGACCGGAUACCGCUAACCUAUUACGAAAACCGCUUCUCGAGGGCAAUGCACGCCUCACCGAGGAACUGGACAGGAGAGCACCGAAUGCCGUGCCAGGUCCUUUCAAUUUCGUAGACACGCGUAGGCCAUUGGACAUUGCUCGGCAAAGGGUCGUCCAGCGUAGGCCACAACCUUUCGAUUCAGUGCGUCAGCCCGGUGGCCGACCUGCGCGAGUGGAAGGACUGGCUCUGCAAGGCGUUCCUGUAGACGGAAGCUUAGAUAGUGGCCGGCAAGGCGGUUUCAGCGGGGCGCCGGAAGAUCCAACGAGACAGCUUUUGCCGACGAGCAGGCCGACUGGUGCUGUAGCCGGAGCUGUGGAAGGCCCAGCACUCUUGAUCCCUCAAAGGGGACCUGUGCGUCAGCCAGUUCGGACGCCCCAGCCCAUUCUUCUAAAUGUAGAGAGGGUACCGCUUGGAGGAACUGCGGUCGCUGACGACUUGAUAUCUGACAAGAGCCCACAAGAUAUCCAGGCUUUUGCGCAAGGUCAGAAACUCGGCCAAGACAUCUCCAGUCAAGAGUUGCUGCGCCGAGGGGUGAAUUCGGCGGGAGCCAGUGAUGAUGGAGGCCGAGAAGAGGAUGGUGAGCAGCAGCGGGUGAACCCGUACUCGUUCGGCUACUCUUCGUACGAUGGCCUUGGCAGCAAAAUGUCGCGGCACGAGACCAAAGACGACACGGGACGCGUCACCGGCUACUACAUCGUGGAGGACGUGGACGGCCGAAAGCGCACCGUGCACUACGUGGCCGACAAGGAUGGCUUCCGGGCAACCGUGCACACGAACGAGCAGGGCACUGACAACCAGGACCCCGCGAACGUCAAGAUGCGCGUAGAAAACAGGAUGCCCCACCCUCCGCCAACUCCGCGGACUCCGUCGCCAGAGAAGACGUCGCCGUCGCCAACGCUAGGCGACGAUGUAGACGUUCCGGUUCUGGACGCUGUCGACCAAAGUGUGAAGAAGAGCUAAUGGUCGCUCGCCCCUACCUGGCAUUUGAAGUCCACGCAAUUCGUAUGACCCCUUGUUCGCGAGACUACUCUCGUCUUUGCAUACAAGUGCACAGCUGCCAACGCAGUUCUGAGACAGGCGUGUUUUCUUUUAGCUGGCUUAAGGGCCAACGCGACGUCUUGGGACAAUGCAAGGGCGUCCGUAAGGAGACAUGUGUUUGCUUAAUGUAAAGACAUGCACCUCGUUCGCCUUCAGCGCAAAGUAUCAUCGACACAUGUUUCCCGUGCACUUAAACGGCGUAAAUUGUAGCUUUCAAGCGUGUUAUCGCUUGCAAAGGCAGCGCAAAUAGAAAACAAAACCAUCUCUUGUUUGUUAAGACCUGUUAUACUAUUCGCGUAGGCAUGAAAUGCAUCGUGACGUCCAAUCUACAUGAAUGUGUCUUUGUCACAGGGGAUGAAGGCGUGAUUUGUAGUUGCAAGAAUAUAUGUGAUACGCAGCUAUACGUACGCGAAUAUUACGGGAGAAGACAUAUUUACUGGUUAGUGUUGCGGAAGAGUAAACGGGCGUGUACUUGUGAGAACCAGCUGACAUACCGCUCGAAAAAACAAACUCUUGAUACAAGAAGUCUUCCACUUGCGCCUCUCAAGUGCUAUCAGACAAGCGAUAGUAAGACUAGAGGAGGUGGUAACGUUUACAGUUGUUAAAUAUGUAAUAUUUGUUUGAAGGUCAGCGUAAUCGAUCAUAAUAAACACGGUUGCUCACUGCCACUCGUCAUCAACAGCUUUAGGGAUCUUGCGUAGUGUUUUCACCAGAACGUCUUUGAGGGCUAGAAAUGUUACUGAGCACUUCACUCGUGAUGCUGUCGCACAACAGGCGCGCGAAAGUUUUCGAGUCGUCAAGACGAGAGUGCUUAGCACGUUUCAAAUCUUUGGAUCACUGCUGUUAUAAUAACGCAGGUUUGGGGGUUUGGGAGCGUACGACAAAGUUUUUGGGGAAGCGUUUGUAGCUUUUUUUCUUAGUUUUAAUGUUGUUUCAACAUUUUAAUGUUUUUUCUUAGUUUUAAUGUAAUUUCAACACCGUUUGCACGUUUUUGCGUUUUACAGGCCACAAAACACAAAACUUAAAUAAAAUUAUCGCGGGUCAGCUUUUUCAGGGCAUUCACUUCUUUCUGGGUUCAUUGACACGCGCAUUUGCUGGAUGAAACGACCGCAGUGGUCUUGAGGCUAUUUCGUUGCAACUCAAGCCAUUUUAAGUUGCUACUAGGCUCUAAAGUGCGUUGGACUGCUUACAAUUAAUGUCUAGUACUAUGCACCGGAAUGACUUAAAUAUCACUGCGUGCGUGAUAUGGCGAAGAUGUUAUCGCGGCGUUUGACAUCUUUUAUUGUAUGUAUGUGUGUAUGUGUGUGAAACAGUCAUAACGCUUUUACAAUUGAUCUUAGUAAUUACUCAUUCAGACAUGGGAUAAGCAGUAUUAGGCCUAAUAACUGCAAAUAGAUGUAAACACUGUCAUAUUUCAUGCUAAUGUCAUGCCUUCUCGCAAGCCUUUCCGAGUCAUAGUUCGCGUACGCCGUCUGGCUUUUGCUCAUCGCUGUAUUUAUAGACCUAUGCGAAUGGCACCUGGAUUCCAUUGCUUCAGUCGCUUUCAAACAAAUUUUCGACUCACAAAUUUUUAAUUUAUAUGUACGUGCCUACAUAUUUUAGCACUACAUUGGCAAAUUUAUGUAUAGUCAUUCAUCAGUGGCAUUCAAGGCUGUCUCAUGGGCGCUGAGAUUGAAGAAAUGAGCUUAUUGCUUUAUUUAAGCCAUUAUUGCAGGGCCUUUUUGUCAUCACGGAAUUCUGCAAUCUGAGCAACUGUUUUUUUUUUUACGAGUUUCACAUAAGCACGUUCUUUCACUGUGCCACAGAAUAAAAACAUUUUUGAACCAUA